Messenger RNA from Homalodisca vitripennis (glassy-winged sharpshooter), 1063 nucleotides. RefSeq names its product kxDL motif-containing protein CG10681. The transcript has 4 exons. Gene Ontology annotation, biological process: lysosome localization. Gene Ontology annotation, cellular component: BORC complex. The coding region runs from base 158 to 811 and encodes 217 amino acids. Lineage: Eukaryota; Metazoa; Arthropoda; Insecta; Hemiptera; Cicadellidae. The record is from RefSeq and is a predicted model, not a curated record.
UACUUCAGUUGGUCCGGUUGUCUGAAGGGGGUUACCUCUGUAAUCUAGUUGGAGGAUGUAGAUUUAUUAUUGUUACUUCAUAUGUAAUUCAAAAUGAAUACAAGAUCCUCAAUCUAAAUUUAAUUGAAAACAAGAUUUGCCUUUUCCACCACCAAACAUGGCAGAGCACACACCAGAAAGUGACCUGGGUAGUAUUGAAUGUUUCCAAAACUAUACAGCUCCUGAGGUUUUCAUACAAGGUUUAGCAGGAAUUGUUGAUCAGCAAGACGUAGAAUCAAUGAUAAGAGCUCAGAAACAAAUGCUGCAAAGAUUUGAGAAGACUAAUGAGAUGCUGUCAAACUGUAAUGCUCUCUCCAUGAACCGGUUCAAAGUGGCCAGUUCAGAGCUAAAGAAACACACCCAGUUGUUGACAGAAAUGCGGAAGGAUUUAGACACUAUCUUCAAGCACAUUAGAACCAUCAAAGGAAAGCUCACUACACAAUACCCUCAAGCCUUUACAGUUCCGUCAAGGGGUGGUUCGACAGAUGAAGAUGAUAUCCACUCCAAUGCUAACAAACCAAAAUUGUCCCGCUCUGCUGAGACUGUAGUGUCAGUCUCACUGCAGGAUGCCAACAUUGCAGAGAAAAAUGACAAUGUGUUUCCUCCACUUCAAGAGUCAUUGCAAGUUGAGGAGGAAGAAGAGGAAGAAGACCGGUUGUCUAAUGCAAGUGCUGACAGGAAGACACUGAAGAGAGCCAACAGUUCGUCCAGCGAUAGCAAUAACGGCAACAGCAACAAUGACUCCUCUCCCUACACUUCUGACACUGGAUAGUGUCAUCUUCAGAAUAGAGGCUGUUUACCAUCGUUACUUAUGAUCUCAUUAAUUACGUUUAUAUAUUAAGAAAGUUUAUUUUCGUGCAUUUGUUAUAGGUGCCCAUUGUGGUUCUUUCAUAUAUUAUAUAAUAUGACAUUAAUGCAUAAUUUUGUAUUCUACUUGAUAGCCAGAUUAGUUUUAACUAGAUUUACAUCUAUUGUACGUAAGAUCAAAGAGGUCAAAACGGAAAUUAAACAUUUGAUUUUUAUA